Molecule: messenger RNA, 324 nt
Organism: Mytilinidion resinicola
Lineage: Eukaryota; Fungi; Ascomycota; Dothideomycetes; Mytilinidiales; Mytilinidiaceae
Exons: 2
Coding region: 1-324 (107 amino acids)
Source: RefSeq, a predicted model, not a curated record
AUGCUGCCUCGCAACUUUCAUCAACUCAUCCUAAAGACUUCUUUCUCGCCAUUCCUCAACAACACCAAGCUUCCCCGCUCAGCAAGAAAAACAGGUUUCUUUGACCAUACCCAGUCACCGACACACCGAACCUACAACAUGACUUCCAGUGGCGGUUUCGUGAAAAUUCCCAACGACGAAGAGGAGAGGCGCAGGGAAGAAGCAGCACGAGAGUCCCGCGAUAGGCGUGAAAAGGCUAAGAAGGACCGCGAGGCACGUGCUGCCACCGAAGCGGCUGGAAAGGCAUCCCAGGAACGUCGUGGUGCUGGAGGCAGCUCUUCUUAG